AUGAGAGCAGUCUUUUCCAUUUCUUUAACUCACAAGAGAUUUUUGCUCCUCCACAGUUUGAUCACAGUCAUUGUUUUGUACAUUUUUGAAAAACUCCCAAGUCACGACAGCUCAAAAUCAAAUAAAAUUGUACAAAGCAAUGAUAAAAAUCCUAUCGGUGGACCAGGGAACUCUACAGCUCUGUUCACAACAGCGGCACCAUUCAACAUAUCAACAGCGACACAUUCGCCACCGUUUCCUCACACGACAGCACAACCUCCAGGUUUUGUUUCUUCUUCGACGACCUCUCGACCCCCGAGUUCUGUGACUUCUUCAAUAACAAUAACCACUGGUGGGACUUCCUCCCAGUCAAAUCGCCAGCCUGUCGUGCCAGCUUAUCCCUGCACGGCUGGGUAUUGUGAGAGACUGUGUUGCCCUGCUCCUCACGAGGAUGGAAGGGGAGAUCCUCCUUACACUUUUCCGGAUCCAAUUGACGUAGAUCCUAGCCAGCCUGCAGUUAUUGUGAACAUACCUGUGGGAAACAAGAAGCACCCAACCAACAAUCCUGACUACAAUGUUUUCGAUAACAACAUUAUGCAUGGAUCUCCUUCUUACAACGUCAUCAACAAUGUUGGAGAUGGAGGAGAGUCUUAUGGGUAUCGCAAAAAAAGAGGAGCAGCACAGUGGGAGUUGAGCAUCAGUAACCAUUUUCGCACAAUCCUGAAUGUACGAGUUAUCCAUUCGCUCAAAGGAUUACCAGUGACUCAACCUUGUCACCUGACAUCAAGUGAAGACUAUGUUGUGAUGAACUACACAAUGCAGUUCCAGAGGACAUGUUAA
Messenger RNA from Aplysia californica (California sea hare), 819 nucleotides. RefSeq lists its product as uncharacterized. The record is from RefSeq and is a predicted model, not a curated record. NCBI's taxonomy places the organism in Eukaryota, Metazoa, Mollusca, Gastropoda, Aplysiida, Aplysiidae.